Molecule: messenger RNA, 1644 nt
Organism: Penicillium hordei
Lineage: Eukaryota; Fungi; Ascomycota; Eurotiomycetes; Eurotiales; Aspergillaceae
Exons: 1
Coding region: 1-1644 (547 amino acids)
Source: RefSeq, a predicted model, not a curated record
AUGGAUGCACAGUAUCCCUUUGCUUCCCGUGACGAUAUUUGGCGUGUCUUUGACGAGUUGAAGGAGCUCCACAUUGCCCAGUACGAGCAAGGAGAACGACUCGCGCAACUGGAGCGUCGCCGAGACGACGAUGCGCGGCUGAGAAGUCCUUGGUGUCCUGUCUCGCCAUUUCCGCAUUCAGUUGGGGCAAUCGCUCCAGGUAGUCCACCUCUGCAGUCCAGCAUCAGUUCGCCACUUACCAAGACAUCCCUUCCAGACCCCACUUUCCAAUCCCCCCCGGAUGCUUUCAAAGGAUUCGAUCAAGGCCACCAUUCUGCAAUGACUAGUUCUGCGGUGGGGUUUGACGGCGAGGACGAGCCUAGACGGGGUACGUCGCGCGCCAACAGCGUCCGUUUUGAUGAAAGUGCUAUCCACGGAAACGCCCAGGCUAGCCGUUCCACCAACGACCUUCCUCUGCGGACUGGCAGCAGUUUGAGUACCCACCCGCUUCUUGAGCGCACCUUUUCUCACCAAUCCGAUGGACGAUUGAGCUCAUCUGGUCACUCGCUCCAUUCCGCUCGGACUAAUAGCCUCCGCCUGAACACCACUCGGCUGCUUGGUACUACACCUAUCGAAUCCCCUUUGGUUCCCCCUCCUGGACUCUUCUUGCUGGGACCGGUCCCGUCCAUCAUUCGGUGCUGGCUGACUGAUGAUUUCACUAAUGGAUCUCUCCUCUACGCAGCCAUUUGCUCCGGCUCUUACAUCUCAACUCUGGGUCUCUCUAUGGUUCGCAAUCUUGGGAUGGAGAACAUGAUCGUCCGCGAUUGUGAUGUACAGUACAUCAAGCUCCCGCUCUAUCUUCCUGAAGCACUGAUUCAUCCAUCUUCGUCGCGUCCCGAAACCCCUACUCACCAAGUUCCUGCUGUGACCAUCCGCUUUGUGGUUCGCGAGACAGAAGUCAGCGAUAAUUCGAUUCAAAUAAUCGUCGGAAGUGAUGUGAUGCGUGCACACAAUGCUGAUAUUUUAUUCUCGCAAGAUAAACUGAUCAUGGUGGACGACGACCACAACCGUGUAUCUGUCCCCCUUGUGCGUCCCGAGAAGGACUCCGUCUUUAAAUCUCUUUGCACUUCUCCUGGUACUCCCAAUUCUGGAGACAUACUAGGGCCUCUUACUCACGGGAAUCCAUCCGUUGGUAUCAUUGGCCAGCCUGCCAGUGUUCAGCAACAGCCGGCCUCUGCGCCCCCAUCGACUCGUCUGCCUGGCAGCGAGGACAGCGAUCAUCACAAGUCCAAUCUACAGAACCUCCAGGCUCAUGCUCACAUUUCAGCUGAAUCCCGUCCAUCCAUUGUCAACCCAGCAACUUCUGAGCCUACUAAAACCGAAGAUAUGCCUUGGGGCGGCCCAUGGCGCCGCGAUGCUAAGAAAUCCACCAGCACUACCAAAAAACCGGCCGAUAAACGCGAGAUGAAAGUCUUCCGCACCGGAAAAUCUGCGAGUCAUGCGAACCCCACAACUUCGGCCUCAGCUCCUGACAGUGCUACCACUGAACAGGCGGACAAGUCGUCUCUUCCGCUUACAUCUGCUCAGCAUGGUACGCUGAAUCCUGUGGGUGGUGCAUCGGCGUUUGGGUGGCUUAACCCUCCCCACCACAACACCUCGACCUAG